AUGUCUGUUUCCCCGAAAGAUGAUGUGAUGAAGGAUGGCCUGCUGCAGACGAACUCUCCCAAACCCAGCAAAUUCAAAUCAUUCAUCGCAAAGCGGCGGGAGUCACACAACCUGCCGCGUCCAACGAUCGGCGAGCUAAGUGCGGAUAACGGGAGGAAGCUUAUAUCCUCACACUCCGAGUUUGAAGCCGUGAUCGGGUACAGAGACUGCGAGAAGAAAUGCCAAGCUCCAUUAGAAGCAGCCGGUUCUAACGAAAAGCAAAGUCGGGCCGUCGUCACAGGAUCUUGGAUCGAGGUAUCCGGGACCACAGGGUAUGCCACUCACGUCUCGCUUUCAACGACCUUUUCAGCUGACAUUUCCAGUGUUCACUACGACACCGGCUUCAUCUCAGGCUCUGUCGUGGAGCAAACAGAACAAGCUUUCAUCAACAUUGCGUCAGCGCUCGAACAGGCAGGUUCCUCGCUCCGAGAUGUCGUGCGCGUGCGGUACAUCCUCCCUGACAAGCGAGAGUUCUCCCUGAUAUGGCCGACGCUGAGGAGUGUGUUUGGCAACAUUCGACCGGCUGCUACGAUGAUUCAGGCUGAUCUGAUGAACGACGAGAUGAGGAUUGAGAUUGAGGUGACGGCAAGGAAGCCAGGAAUUCGUGAACGGCAAGGAAUAUAUUCCAAUGACUCUUGUGAGUAUAUGGAUUUGGAAACAGAACUGGAGUUGGAGUCAACUGUUACGCAAGAUCGAGCUCCUCGCGCGUCUUUUGCGGAUGAUAGGCGCGACGGCGCCAAAGAAACAUUCACCCAAUUUGGUAAUGGAAGCUUUGAGCAGGAAGAUUUGUACUCUGAGGAGAGACCGGAAGGUGCAAGGGAGGAGGCCGAAGAAGCCCAAGGCCAGAAGGGAAAGGAUACGAUCGACACCUGCACCAUCUCCACAUCCCAAGAGGCCCAGUCCUUCUACAACCCAACAACCACCUACCCCAACGUCCACCAAAUCAUCCGAAUCCACGGCCCGAUCCCCCCCCUCACCGACCCGGCCCUGACAUCCUACUACCUCGCCCAGGCCUGCCAAUUCGCCCAAGUCUGCCCCAUCUCCUUCCACGGCACCUACUCCCGUAACGCCCGCUCCUGCGCCCCCGGCUGCACCCUCCAGCCCGUCUGCAACCCCUACCGCGAGGACUGCCCCGGCAACUGCGGCCGCUCCCACGUCCGCCGAACCUGCCACUCCGUGUUCGACGUCGACCCCCUUACCGCGGGCUACUGCUGUGCGGAGGCCGAUCGGCGCUCGGAGCACGACCGCGUCCUGGCGCAUGCGCACAACACGUCGGCGGAGGAGUGGGCGCAGAGGGCUGCGAUGGCGCGUCUGUGGGCUCCGCAUUACUAUGGCUACUAUGGGUUUGAGGCCGAGGCCGAGGCCGAGGAGCUGUCGCUAGAAGGACUGGGGCGGGUGCUGGAUGGUAUUCAUACGGAGACAAAUGUUGAUACGAAGACAAGUGAUGAUACCGAGAUCAACGACGAUACUACAUCACCUAGCGCCAUCAAAGGCUCAUCUUCAAAAGCUCUGUCCAAAGACCAACCAGGACACCUCCUCUCAAACAACAACGCCUCAACACCUAUGUCAGAGACCAACCCUGCUCACCCAUCCGAUACUCGCCAACCCCCCCUCUCUCCAACCGUGAAGCCUCGGGAUAGACAAGAGCAAGCCACCCAACUAGCAAAAACGUCAUUGAGAACUUCCUUGUAUCCAUUUAGACUCCAGAGCCUUGGUGGACGUCUCCCCGUCCAAACACAAUACAAGAACUUCUCCUCUUCAACAUCAUUACUUUUGGAUGCACGGGAUUCGCUGGCGAUAUGCGUCUCACGUAUGCUAUCAGCUGAUCUCGCCCUAGGUAUAGCACAGAUCUCGGUCUUCCUAUUGUAUUCCUCUGGCGAGAAUUCUAUGCCCAUCGCAGAAUUAUCAGGAGGUCAGCAUUUCAGAGCUGCAGGCGUCUCUCUCAUCUCUCUCAUCUUGGUUGGAUAUUGCAAGGCAGAUAUGUAG
Molecule: messenger RNA, 2025 nt
Organism: Drepanopeziza brunnea f. sp. 'multigermtubi' MB_m1
Lineage: Eukaryota; Fungi; Ascomycota; Leotiomycetes; Helotiales; Drepanopezizaceae
Source: RefSeq, a predicted model, not a curated record